CAUAAAUUCAAGAAAUUCAUUAUAUACAAAAAAUGUGACAUAUUUUUUUCCAAAAACUUCGGCAUAACACACUUUGUUCGAAAAAAUAAACGAAGUGGCGCGGUGGUAAAGCAAAUGUAUUUCAGAACACACUUCUAUGAAAACAUAAAUAAAUAUUGAAAUGAAAAAUGGAUUGGUAUGAGAUUGAUGUUGAUGCAGAAAAUUGUGUAAAAUUUAAUGAAAACUCUCUGCCCUGGGAAAAUCAUGUACUAAAUAAUAUUGGUGCGAAUGAUCUAGGUGGUGUUAUUAAAAAUGGCGAAUUGGCUUAUCUUGCAAAUAAUUACAAACUUAAAAUUGUAUCUCUUCGAAAUGGUCAAGCAGUAUCAUCGUAUGAAUUUUUAGAGGAAAACGGCUUUGGACAUUAUUGUAUUCGGCAUAUAUGUGAAAUUUUAUGCGAAAAGCUUGGAACUAUAUUAGCAAUUUGUUUACAUAAUGUUAGAACUUUUAAAGACAGUGUUGUUGCGAUAUAUUCUGUUGAACAGAACAGAAUUUUUGAAUCUUUUGCAUUGGAAUUUAAUAUUUCCAUCAUAUAUUAUAUAUCGCCACCAGUUUCGAAGAAGUCAUUACUUCAACGAUUCGAUGGAUGCCUGGCAAUUGGCUCUGCUUCAGGAACUUUAGUACUGAUAGAUUUAAAUUUAAGCAAAACCAUGUCGUCCCACCAGCUUGAGUGUGAAGACCACAAUUUAAAGAAAGAUUGCCGAUUUGUAAAUUAUACACAGCCUUUUGAAGAAUCACUUCGACAGUUUGAUGAAUGUAGAGCUAAACAGGUUCACUUUGGUAUUCAAAUGGAAGUGUUGGAACUUUCGAGUUGUGUAACAAGUAUAUUGCCAAUUAAUAUUUCAAUGUCGCUAGCAGUUGGAUACGCAGAUGGUAAAUUGGUUAUUUAUGAUAUGAUUGAUUUAGAGAUAUAUCAUGUUGCUUUACCGCAUCCAAUGCAAAAUAAAUCACCGUUAGUUAAAAUGGAUUAUUUGGAGCCUCCAGACGAUCCACGUUCAUGUUUAUAUAUUUGGACUAUGCAUGAAAGCCCACAUCAUUUGACAGCUUCUUUACAUACGUUGACAUAUCAAACACGUUUAACCGAUAAAGAUGGUCAUAAUAAUUAUAAGGAUUUUAUAAGUGGAUCAAUAUGUUUGCAACUGCCUUUAGAACCUACAAAAAGUCAUGCCUUAUCUUGUCAAUCAAUCUACAAGUUUCGUGACGAGAAUGAUUCUUUUUGCUUAUCUGUUUUAACAUGGUAUUCCGACAUCGAAGAAAAAAUUAAGCUUGUAGUAUUCGAUUUAAACCAAUGGUACAAAGAGGAAAUGCCAAUAACAGUAAAUCAGCGAAAUUAUAAAACUUAUUUAGCUGGUUUUAUAUUAAGUGGAAUAGAUUGUGUCUUAUAUUCUUUUGUAAGCCCCAAUAGUAUUGCUCCUUUCAAUUCAAUUCAGCGAAUUGAAAACCAUUUUUUUCCGAAUUCAUUAAGUUUUGAUUGCGUACUACUGCUUCCAAAUUGUUAUCAAAGCUAUAGAUGGGAGGGGAUUCAAAAUAAAGUGAUUAAUCUCUUACGAUGCAGCAAUUCUUCAAUAUUCCUUGAACAGGAUUUAUAUUAUAAUGAAAUACUACGAACAGGACUAUUACCUCAGUUUUUUGAAUUAAACACUAACAAAUUGGAUUUAAGAAAAGAGAAAUAUUAUGCAAUAUUGUCAGUGGCAUUGGAAAAUAAUUGUGUUAAUCUUUUACGUGAUUGCGUCAAGAGCUGGAGUGAUGGUAGUUUUAUGGGUAGUGUAACUGAAGUUACUGGGCUAUCUGUUACGUUAAUGACUCAAUGGAUUAUGAGUCGAGCUACUAGUAUAAAAAAACGUUGCAACGAUUUAUGUAAUGGAGUUUUUGAUUACGUUGGGUAUUCACUUGAUUCUAAGGGACAAAAGGAGUUGGGGUUUCUUUCACGUCAAUUAAAACUAUUAGCAGAUCUUGUAAAUUUAAUAAUAUCUUUAUCUAAGCAAAAAUUAUUAACAAAAGAUUUAAAAGAGAAGCAUGUGCAUUUACAAGCAGCCGCUGAAUAUCAUGAAGUUUUGCUAUGGUUAUUCAAUAUUGGCCUAUUAUCGGAAGUCUCACCUAAAAUGUCUCAAUCUGAUCAAUUAGUAUCAUAUCCUUAUUCAACGUUAAAGGACAUAUAUUCCAGAAAACGUAUUCGUUUUGCUAACAUCAAUGAUAGUUUUGUAUCAAAAAAAACGGGAAGCUGUCGUCUGUUAUUUAUUGAUGCUUUUAUUGAUCAUGAAUGCAAAGGCAAUAUGUUAAGAGAGCAUUGGUUGGAAAAUAAUGGUAAUGGUCUAUAUCCUCCAACAUCAAUUGAAUAUAUGUUGCGGUUGCUACUUAUUCCUGAAAUUGAUUUUGAUAAAAAGUGUGCAAUUUUAUUAUAUUUUUUAUUGGAUUUAAAUAUCGCAGUUGACGACGCAUAUAAGAACGUUGUAAAUUUUAUUAAGUUUCCAAGUGUUUUUAAAAUGUCUGCAUCCUUAAUUAAAACAGUAGAAACGUUUUGGCAUUUGGAUCAUGAUCAGUAUUUGCUAGCCGUUAACGAGUUUAUUUCACCAUUCAACAAUAAUAAUGACUAUCCUCAUUGGAUAGUUGAGUUACUUAUUGAAGCAUUGCUUGCGCAAAAACAGGAAUAUUUAGCGUUACGUGUAAUUGGUUCCUAUCCUACGUUUGUUCCACCGAUAUUAAAACUUAAAACAUUUCUUUUGAAUGAUUUAUUAUCUGAAGCUUUUCAUUUUGCCCGAUCUAAAAAUGAUGUUACUUUACUUGAAUAUUUUUUUACCUAUUGCUUACGAUCAGGAAAAUAUAGUGUCAUACGAGAGUUUGUUCUGAGUGAAAGAGAAGGGCAACUAAUUCAAAAUCUCCUUAAACGUAACAAUACUGAUUAUUCGGAAAGUCUUAAUUUUGUUUAUUUAUUGCAAAAAUCUAAAUAUAUUGAUGCUGUUUCUUAUUUGGAUGAUCUUGCAAAAUCAAAAUAUAAUCAUACAAAAUUAGUUGCAUCAUAUUUUGAUACUCCAAAUUUAGUAUCGACUUUUAACAUCACCAUGACACCAGUUACUCAAGAUUUAACUGACGUAUUUUUUCGAAUAAGAAAUAAAAUAAAGAAAAAAGAGACGGACAAUAAUUCUCCAGUACCGUUUAGUUGUCAAUUAAUAAGACAAAACGCUAAUGAUUUACUUGGAGGAAUCUAUCAUAGUUCCGCUUUAAGUGCACAUUUUGCAACAUGUUACUUUGAUGAAGUAAAUGUAGCUAUUAAACGUGAUCCUAAAAUAAUUCUAAAUCCAAACGAUGCACCGUUUUUAAGAAAGCCUCAGUUUUUUAAUUUACACCAUUCGAUGCCAUUAAAAUCCAACACUAUCUCCUAUCCACAAAUAUACAAACAAAGUGGCAAACGUUCAUUAGCAGAAAGCGAAUUAAAAGACGCGAAUGAAGAUUAUUGCAUAACAGUGAGAUCAGAACAUAAUCCAAAAAAGAAACGUCGCUUAAUUGGGCAAGAAUUGAUACAUGAAUUUUCUCAGUUUAAAGAAAAAACUGUAGACAAUAAUUAUCAAAAUACUCCUACACUUAUAUCUUAUGAUGAAAACCCAAACAAUUUCUUUAUCAAACCUAUUACAAGCUUUAAACAAGGUAUCGUGAAAAGUGGCAAUAAGUGUAGUGAAUUGCAUAGUAUUUUGAAAACACGAGUAAAUGAUGUAACAAAAUUUUCAAAAAAAUUUUUGGAAGAAGAAAAAAAUAUUCGUUUUCAAUUAUCAUCUUUUGAUAAUAAAAUUGAUGUAGAAAAUGAGAAUAAAAAUGGAAUAGAUAAUUCUUUUGGUCCAUUCGAGAAUAAUAUAUCAAAAAAGCAGAUUCUUAGUAAAGAUUAUAAAAAAUUUUCUAGUAAUUUAUCACUUCAAGAAAAGAUUGAUAUGAAAAAUUUGAAAAAAACUGUAAUACACGAUUCUGAAAUAGAAUAUACUACAGAAGAAGAUUUUUUCUUACCACUUUCAGUACAAAAUACUUCUGUUAAUUUGACAAAAUUGGACUCGUCUGUAUUUGAAAAAGAUACGCUGGCACUAAUAUCUGAAAAAGGUCCCAAACCUCGAAAGCAUAUUAUUCGUUCAAAUAUUGAGAGUUCAAAUCUACUACUUACUGAAAAAAUAUGUAAUGAAAUUAAAAUUCAACCAAACAAAGAAAAAAUGAAUUUGAAAAAUAUAUUAACUGAAAAAGUUCAAUCAUUAAAGCAAGAAGCUGAAAACUCAUAUUUGGUUACUUGUAACAAUAAUGAUUUAGCUUGUUUUUCAAAUAGUAAAAUAAAUGAGUUUGUUCCGAAAAUUUCUUCCUCAAAAGUUUGCGAUACCCAACUGCAAUUUUCACAGGAGCAAUGUCAAUCUAAACGCAAUUUUUUAGAUUGCACUACAAUUGUUGAAAGUUUAACGCCUAUGGAGUCAGCUGAUGUAAUCGUUGAUGCUUUCAAAAACACACAAGAGAUAGAUAAAAAUAAUAAAUUAUUAAAUAAAUAUAAAGAGUCUGCUAAUGAUUAUAAAAUGCUCGAUACUACGUUGGAUAUGAGUGUAUAUGAUUUCACUUUAACACAACCGACAGUUGAAGUCGUCAAUGUUCGUAAUAUAGAGUCAGGUAUUCAGGAGGAGACUAAGGCUGAUCAUAAUAAUAUGAAGUUAUUAAGUCAUAUCGAUUAUGACCAAAACACUAAAUCAAGUGGUAUAUAUCAUAAUAAAAUUUAUAGUAACGAGGAUAUUAUUGAACUUGUAUCAUCCAAUGAUAACUCGCGGUCAAACAAUGAUGAUUGCUUUCAGAGUAGUAGUAGUGAUAAAAAUAAUAUUUAUCACAAUCUUAACAAUAGCAACAGUGAAUCGGAGUCCAGCGGUGCAGAGUUAUAUGAAGAUAUAAAUACAAUAUCUGAUAGUUCAGAUAUUGAUGAAGUAGAAAUUAUUGAUGCUAAAUGUACACCAAUUGAAAACAUUUUGGAAACAGAAAAGGACUAUGUCAAGCAAUCUUCAAACCACCAGCAGACCGACGUUGUUCAAUUUUGUGACACACUUGAUCCAAUUAAACUUUGCAAGCCACAUAAUACAGAUAACCUCUCUACACAAAAUGACCACGUCAUAAAUUUAGAUAAAUUGAGUGAUCAGGGACAACAUCCCAUAGAAUAUACAAAUAAUUUAGAUACUAACGUUAAACUAAUGAAGUCAAAGUCAAAGGAAUUGUUAAGAAAUAGAAAUAAAAAUUCCGAGAAUGAUGUUAAAGCCAAAACUAAUGGAGCAGCAAAUGAUUUUAAAAAAGAUAUUAAAGAAUUCAAGUCAGCCACAAAUCUUAAAAAUAAAUAUGAUAAAAUGUUGACGUCAAAUACAUGUUUUACUGAAUUGAAAACUGCAGUUUCAUUGCCUUUGAUUACGAAUUCUGAACUAAAUUUGGAUAAUCCACCAUUAUCUGAAUAUAAUAAGAACAUAUUAAAACAAUCAAAAAAGGCGGCAGAAAAUGAGGACGAAGCUCUCAUUUCUGAAGUAAACGAAAACACUCAAAAUUUUGUAUUGGGAAUUAGUGAAGAUGAGGUUAUUGACUAUACAAAUAUUUUAGAGAACAGCCAAUAUAAUAAAAUGAAAUCAAAUGUUGAUACUGUGAUAUCAAACGAUACCAAUGAGAGCACUAAAAUUUUGAAUGAAAAACACCAUAAUUUGUUAAUGCAACAAAAAGAUGAUGAUGUGGAUUAUGCAGAAAAAUUAAAAAGCACAUUUAAAUAUAAUAAUAAAGGUUUAUUAAAAGAUAACUAUAAUUCCACCAUAGGUCGAAAUAAACGAGGAAUAUCUUUACCGCUACAACACAAUUUUAAUGAAAAUGAAGAAACUAACUAUACAAUUUGCACUCGCAAAAUCCGUGCAUCUUCGUUACAGCCGAAAUCACCAAAUGAACUGAAAAUAACUAGAUCACGAAGACAUUCAAGAUCUACAUCGAUUUCUGUAGACGAAGAUGAAAAAAAUCGAUCGCCAACAUUGAUGCGUACACAAAACCGUUCUUUACGGAGAAGAUCAGUAACUUUAGAAUCAAUUGUCGAAAUUAACCCAUUAAUAGAUUCACCCUCUACAAACACGCGUUCACGAACUCGUUAUAGUUCAAUUGAUAGUGAACUUAAUAAUAUUGAACAAACUUCAUUGAAACGUAGGCGUACCAGUUCGGUUGCCAGCCAUAAAUCUGACCAAACUCCAAAACAUACACGUCGAUCAGGCAUAUCUAGUCAAACUGAAGUUCAUACACCAAAAUCUACUGGUCAACAAGCCAUUUCAAAACCUAAAAUUAUUUGUGAUGAUGAUCCAGAUAACAGUCAGCCAAAUGACAAAAAAAAAAAUGUUAAAAAUCAACAUUCAGAGGUUUCACAUAAAAAAUCUAAUAGCAGUGCCGAAAGUAGUAAAAUUUUAUCAAAUACAGACAUUUCACAGACUACAUGCGAAUAUACAAAUGCACGUCGAUUAACCCGAGCACAGCUUUCCAUUUUAGAAAAAUCUUCUGCAACAGCUACAGAUGUUUCGUUUGCAGUUACCACCAGAAGAGUCUCGAAAAGAGCUUCUUCCCAUAACUCAGUAAACACUAAUAACAGCGAUAAUGCUGAUUCAGUAUCAUCACAUAUUGAUAACUUAUCUAAAAUAGACGUUCCUCGUCGUAUUACUCGUAGUUCAGCCAAGGACAAGGAUGAAGUAGAUGACGAACUAGUAAGUAAUGCCAGUUCUAAUUCAAGUAAUAAACGAUUGAAACAACGAUCAAAAGAAAAAAUUUCACCUAAUAUUAAACUAAAUACUAUACCAGAAAAUUAAUCGGCGAAGUUAAUUUUAUUUUAUUAUAUUCUAAAAUUUGAUAUAAUUUUUAACUAUAAAAGAACUUUGGCAAUGGGUCUGUCGAGAAAUAGAAAUUGACUUUUAAUUACAUUUGAACACAUCUACAAAUUGAAAAUCUUGUUAAUUAAAUUAUUUAAAUAAAUUGUUUUUGGAAU
Molecule: messenger RNA, 7030 nt
Organism: Teleopsis dalmanni
Lineage: Eukaryota; Metazoa; Arthropoda; Insecta; Diptera; Diopsidae
Gene: Elys
Product: protein ELYS homolog
Exons: 10
Coding region: 168-6854 (2228 amino acids)
Molecular function (GO): protein binding
Source: RefSeq, a predicted model, not a curated record